GAGCGGCUGGAUGUUGUUUCAACUCGCAGUCAAUUCAACCUCCCACAUGAUGGGUGGAGGUGGCGGCUGCUGAGGGAGGCAGGGAAGUUGGGGGGGGGAAACGUUCCAUCAUUCCCCCACCCCCACUCCACUCCGAUUAAGAAGGUUGAAAAUAUUAUAUAUAUAUUUUUUUCCUUUUCAAAGAAAACAAAAGCUCAGCUGGGAAAAUAAUGACGGUGGCGAACAGCGGUGACAGCGAGAAGAGAAACUUGGUCAGCGCCGACAUGGAGAGAGAACAGGAGAUGUUUCCGGGCGCUGCGGACGGCCACUGUUCCGGCUCGAACGGGGAGGUGCAGCCCGAGACUCCGAUGGAGGCCGAGCCGCCGGCCGAAGGGGCUGGUAGCUCCGGGCAGCCCCAGCAAGUGCACCUGCGCUCGCAGCUGGACGACCUGCCCACCUCCACCAUCGCUUGCAACGUGGACGAGCGGGUGUUCGUGGACGCCUUGUACCGAGAUGACUUUGAGACACUGUUCAGGGCCUAUGACAAGAAUGUGACCUUUCAGUUUUUUAAGAGCUUCAGGCGUGUACGGAUCAACUUCAGCAACCCCAUUGCAGCAACUGAGGCCAGAAUUCAACUUCACGAAACUGAGUUUAAUGGGAAGAAAAUGAAACUAUACUUCGCACAGAUCCAGAACAAAACUUUCAGUAAAGGUAACCCACACCUGGCUCCACCACAUCCAGAAAAGCAGUUCCUCAUUUCUCCACCAGCAUCCCCUCCUGUUGGCUGGAAGCAAGCUGAAGAUGCCACUCCGGUUAUAAACUAUGACCUGCUAUAUGCAAUAUCUAAGCUGGGCCCAGGGGAGAAAUACGAACUGCAUGCAGGUACCGACACCACACCCAGCGUUGUCGUUCAUGUCUGUGAAAGUGAUCCAGAACUGGAGCAGGAACAAGAGGAAGAGGAAGGGAAAAAUCGACCUAAACCAAAAAUCAUUCAAACAAGACGGCCAGAUUAUACUGCCAGCCAUUCUAAGCAAAAGUGAACUUUACCACUUUUUUAUUUGCAUUUGGACUCCUCAUGCAGAGAGCGAUCACACUACUGAGUUAUAAUGGGGAUACUGGACAGCAAGCAAUGUAACUAGUGCAAAUGAUUGAGUCCCAAGUAUAUAACUGUAUGUGUACUGAUUGGCAGAAAGAAUGUGGGAAAUUUGUACUGUAUAAAUUGUUAUUUUCUGCUGCAAGCCUGCAUAUUAAAUUGCAAAGAUAUUAAUGAGGACAGCCAGAUAGAGCAACAGAGUAAUAAUGGUCCACAUGAAAAUGCUGUGGUUGGCACUGAACAAUUUUUGUUAGUUGUCUGUUCUACCAUUUUAGAUGUCUUUGAAUGUUUGGAAUGACUUGUUUCCUCACGGUUUUACUUCAUUUGCAUAUUAUUGCAAAAUUGCAGUUAAUCAUGUGGUGUUUAGUGGCCUGCUAUGAUAUUUAAGGUAGUCCUUUCCAGCAGAGCCGGCACUUAUGGAAUUUUGGUAUAUUCAAGACUUAAACAGGGAAGUGAACUUAAUUGCAAACAGUAGAUCUUGUGCACGUUCAUUCAACCACUUAUCAGGAUCAGUUUAAGUAUCUUUUUACUUUGAAGCUUUUAUCAGUACAGUUACAUAAAGCAUUAUCUUUUAUCAAGUGUAUCACAAAAGGGUGUGUUGAUGAUUGACACACACUCUUGUGCUUUAUCUUUCUGCAUAUCUUCUGCAACAUAGCUACCUGUCUCCAUGCGCUGAAACUAACCGUAUAUACUAAAGCACAGGUUAUUGUGUUGAAAACUUAAAAAUUCACUAACUAGCACAAGUCAUGUGAGCUGUGUUACAAUGUGCUUCACGAUGUAUCAUGCAUGAUCAAUUCCACUUUAGUUUGUCGUUUAAUGUUCGAGUUGGACUUAGGUACUUAAGCCCAUUGCAUUUUGUUUCUUCUGACUGGUUUACUUUUACAAUGGAGGACUGCAGUGCUGUGUACUAUCAGAAUGAUUAAUGUUGCUAUUAUUGGAAUGGUGUUUGCACUUCAUAAUCCAGAAUGAAGGCUAGCUCCUGGAGGUGGUUAUUGUAUGGAAUGGAGUGAAAUUUGAACUAAAAAGCUCCCUGGGUUUGGUCAUCCUUUUUUUAUUUUCUUCCCAAACCACUCCGCCUGCCAAUUUUACUUUUGAACUAGACAGCAGGUUGGGAGUAAAACGGGGCUGAGUCACAUGGCUUUAUAUAUAAGAGUAGAAAAGGAAAAUGUUUUCUGUGCAUUCAAGGGUACAAGACCUGUUAUUUAGGAAAGGAGAGAAGCAGGGAUAAGACUUGUUAAUGAUGAGUUACUGUAACCACAACCCUAAUCCAAUUCCAUAUGUACCACUACACUUUAAUAUGUUAUCCUAGGCUGAACUAUUGGUUACUUGAGCUACCCAUUGAUUAUUUGUUAACGUGACUACCUUGGGUAAAUGUGGAAGUAAAAAAUUACCGAUUUGUAAUGUCUCGUCACAGUAUACUUACCUGUGUAUGAUGUUAGAACCUUUCAAGCUGUAAGUCUAGAAGUGUAUUAUCAGUAAACUAUUAAAUUAUUGAAUUGUGCUGUACAUAUUGUUCAUAUUUGUACAGAUUGGAAUAAUUGGGCAAAUGUGGGAUGUUUACAAAUAAAUACAUUUGCUUUAAAA
Carcharodon carcharias (great white shark) is the source of this 2656-nucleotide messenger RNA. Its product is annotated as calcipressin-1-like. The coding region runs from base 210 to 1019 and encodes 269 amino acids. Gene Ontology annotation, cellular component: cytoplasm; nucleus. Gene Ontology annotation, biological process: calcium-mediated signaling. The record is from RefSeq and is a predicted model, not a curated record. Gene Ontology annotation, molecular function: nucleic acid binding; calcium-dependent protein serine/threonine phosphatase regulator activity. The transcript has 4 exons. NCBI's taxonomy places the organism in Eukaryota, Metazoa, Chordata, Chondrichthyes, Lamniformes, Lamnidae.